This is a messenger RNA of Salvia splendens (bonfire salvia), 1857 nucleotides long. Its product is annotated as G-type lectin S-receptor-like serine/threonine-protein kinase At4g27290. The transcript is spliced from 9 exons. Gene Ontology annotation, cellular component: plasma membrane. Gene Ontology annotation, biological process: protein phosphorylation. Gene Ontology annotation, molecular function: ATP binding; protein serine/threonine kinase activity. Bases 1 to 1857 code for a protein of 618 amino acids. The record is from RefSeq and is a predicted model, not a curated record. NCBI's taxonomy places the organism in Eukaryota, Viridiplantae, Streptophyta, Magnoliopsida, Lamiales, Lamiaceae.
AUGGUGAAGACAGGCAGAAGCGUUAUCUGGUCGGGCAAUCCAUCAAUUGUCGGAUCAGAUCCCGUCUUAAAGCUCCUGGAUACCGGAAACCUGGUUGUAGUAGACUCGAAAAAGCAAGAUUACAUAUGGCAGAGCUUUGACUACCCAACUGAUAACUGGCUGCCAGGAAUCAAGUUGGUGGAUGAUAGUGAUGGUGGUGUGGAGACGUAUUUGAGGUCGUGGAGAACUUCCGAGGAUCCUUCGCCUGGAGAGUUUGUUUACAGGAUUGAAAACCAGGGCUUGCCUCAGUUGGUGGUGUACAGACAGACCAAGAAGAUGUUUCGAACAGGAAGCUGGAACGGGCUUGGUUUCAGUGGGCUUCUUCUCUUACCAAAUGGCUCUAUCACAAGCUUUUCUUUCAGAGAUGAGAGGUUGAUAUCUAUAUCAAGGCCGGUCACCAGCUCAAUUUUCUCAAGAACAACACUCGAUCCAUCGGGUUUGCUACAGAGAUACAACAUGAAUGCAAGACACCAAGAAACCGCAGAUGUGGCAGGGUUCGCUCCCAAGUCGCAGAAUGAUUGGGACAUUCAAGAUUGGUCGGGCGGAUGCACUAGAACGAAUUGCCCGAAUGGAGAUGAUGGCUCUCUAGAAGUUAAAAGGGUUAAAUACCCUGAUAUGUUGAGGACUUGGUUGAAUACCAGCAUGAGCCUCGAAGAAUGCAAAGCCGAGUGCUUGAAAAACUGCAGCUGCACUGCUUGUGCUAAUUCCUAUAUUACUAAUGGAGGCAGUGGCUGUGUGAUGUGGUUCGGGGAUCUCAUUGAUAUCAGAGAAUUUCCUGAAGCAGACGAUUACCAAAACACCUAUGUUCUGCCACCAAACGGAGAGGAAGAGACGAAAGAGGGAAAAAAGAGUGGUGCAGAAAAGCUUGUAGUAAUAUUUGUAGCUGCUUUUGGAGUUGUAAUUCUUGCACUUUUAGGUGGGGGUGUGCUUUUUAUCGUCAGACGGAGAAGAGAAGCAUCAAAAAGUAACGACGAAGAUAUAGAACUGAAAAUAUUCAAGCUGGAAACUAUUGUGGCUGCAACAAACAACUUCUCUUCGGAAAACAUGGUCGGAGAAGGAGGUUUUGGCCCUGUAUACAAGGGGAGUUUGUCUGCAGAAGGAGAAAUAGCUGUCAAGAGAUUGUCGCGAACUUCACAACAAGGUGUUGAAGAGUUCAAGAAUGAAGUCAUCUUGAUCUCUAAACAUCAACAUAGAAACCUCGUCAGGCUUUUGGGAUGCUGCAUUUGUGGAGAAGAAAGAAUGCUGAUUUACGAAUACCUGGAGAAUAAAAGCCUGGAUCAUUUCCUUUUUGAUCAAAACCGAAGGAAGCUUGUGACGUGGGCUAUGCGUUUCGACAUAAUCAUGGGGAUUGCAAGGGGACUGCUAUACCUCCACCAGGACUCCAGACUAAUGAUUAUACACCGAGAUCUCAAAACAAGCAACAUCCUUCUGGACAAAGAUCCGAAAGCGAAAAUUUCAGAUUUUGGUUUAGCAAGAAUUUUGGGAGAGGAACAAACUAUUGCUAGAACAAGACGAGUUGUUGGGACAUACGGCUAUAUGGCUCCAGAAUACGCGGUUUAUGGGAAGUAUUCGGUGAAAUCUGAUGUGUUUGCACUGGGAGUGAUAUUGUUAGAGAUUGUGAGCGGAAGGAAGAACCGAGGCUAUGACCAAAUUGACGACCACCAUAGCCUUUCGGGACAUGCAUGGUUCCUGUGGAGAGAGGACAGAAUCCGGGAGCUAAUGGAUGAAUGUUUGAGCAAUACUUUCAUCGAAUCUCAAGUGAAGAGAUGCAUACAUGUCGGACUAUUAUGCGUUAAAAAAUUUGCAGAGGAUAGAUAG